Molecule: messenger RNA, 8154 nt
Organism: Trichomycterus rosablanca
Lineage: Eukaryota; Metazoa; Chordata; Actinopteri; Siluriformes; Trichomycteridae
Gene: dspa
Product: desmoplakin a
Exons: 26
Coding region: 241-7716 (2491 amino acids)
Biological process (GO): skin development; intermediate filament cytoskeleton organization; cell-cell adhesion
Cellular component (GO): intercalated disc; cytoskeleton; intermediate filament
Molecular function (GO): protein binding; structural molecule activity
Source: RefSeq, a predicted model, not a curated record
GAACCAGGGGAGGAACCUAGAGAGGAGAACCACACCGCGCUGAGGGAAUACAGGAUCGAUCUGAUCUGGUUCAGUCUGAUCUUCUGGAUCGUUCAGCUCGGGUUUAGAAGCUGUCGGUGAGACCGGACUGAGGAACCCGGUGCGCACUUUAGGACUCUCGAACCGUGUGCAGGUGUGUGCAGAACCUGAGCAGACGUGGAGGGCCACAGGAUCCAGAACUCCCCGUCCCGAGCUCCCACCAUGUCGCGCUCCAGCAUGCGCAACGAGCAGCUCUACAUGAGCGGGAACGGGUUCCAACCGGAGCUGAGCGCGGAGCACUACAGCCGGGGGCCGGGGGUGUACUCCGGCAACAGCUACACCCUCACACACGGUGGGAACUACAGCAUGAAGGGACAGCAAGCACCUGAGAUGAUGUACUCAGGAGUGAACCAGGAUACACAGUACAGUAGGACCGUAAGGGGAGUGCAGACGCCAGAUCCGUACCUCAUCCAAACUGGAACCUUAAACAGAAACCAGAGCAUGAUGGGACAGGACAUGCCAGAGUCGUACCUCAUCCAAAGUGGAACCAUAACCAGAAACCAGAGCAUGAUGGGACAGGACAUGCCAGAUCCGUACCUCAUCCAAACUGGAACCAUAAGCAGAAACCAGAGCAUGAUGGGACAGCAAACCAUGGGAGGUACGAUGGUUGGUGGGACGAGCCGGAGAGGACGCACCAGCACCAGCAAAGAAGAGAGCAGAAGCUUUCAGGAUGCCAUGGGCUGGAUUAAUCAGCAGAAGAGUUUGAUCGAGACGUCCCAGUUCGGAGAGGAUGCCAACAGCAUCGAGCAGCAGAUUCAGAAGCACAACCAGUUCCACAACAAGCUACAAAGAAGUGCUGAAGUAGAAAGAGCUAAGAGUGAAUUGAUGCAGCAAGGAGAUAAGUCAGGACUGAAUUACCUGGAAAAGGAGUGGGACUCUCUGCAGAAAAUGUCCCACACCCGCACGAACCAGCUACAAGAGCUGCAGAACAUCCUCGGUGAGAUAUGCGGCAGCAUCAUGUGGGUGAACGACAAGGAGGAGAAGGAGCUGGUGUUCGACUGGGGUGACAAGAACAUCGACACCUACAUUCCCCAAAAACAAGAGAGCUACUCGAUACUGAUGAGAGAGCUGGAAAAGAAGGAGAAGGAGCUAAACAAGCUGAAGUCCAAAGUAGAUCAACUGCUGGUGAACCACCAUCCAGCAUCAGAUAAAAUUGAGGCGUACAUGGACACCCUGCAGACGCAGUGGAGCUGGCUGCUCCAGAUCACCAAGUGCAUCGACGUUCACCUGAAAGAAAACGCUGCCUACAGCCAGUUCUUUAAGGAAGCCGGCGAGAUGCACCAGCGACUGGACAAAGAUAAACAGAGCAUCCUUAAAAACUACAGCUGUGAUAAAACCACACCUCUGCAGAACCUGACCGAACUGCUCAGGAACCUGGAGAAAGAACGAGACAGGCUGAUGGAGAAUAAGAGACAGGUCCAGACUCUGGUCAACAAGUCCAAGAACAUUGUGCAGCUGAAACCCAGGAACCCAGAGGAGAGGAGCACCGGUCAACCAGUGAUGGUGCGGGCGCUGUGUGAUUUUAAACAGGACCAGAAGGUGAUCUGUAAAGGAGACGAGGCCAUACUGAACGAUAACUCUCAGCGCAGUAAAUGGAACGUGACCGGACCUGGAGGACUGGACAUGCUGAUCCCCUCUGUGUGCCUCAUCAUCCCCCCACCCAAUAAAUACUGCACUGAGCUGGCCAAGAAGAACGAGGAUCACUACGAAGCCAUCAUGUCCAUCUGGAGCCAGAUGCUCAUCAACAUCAAGAGUCUGAUCGCCUGGCAGUACUGCCUGAGCGACAUCAAUAAGAUCAAGUCCAUCACCAUGGAGAUGCUCGUUCAGAUGAAGCCUGAGGAGUACAAAAGCAUCGUCAGGAGUUUGGAACAGCACUAUGAGGAGUUCCUGCGUCUGAGUGGCGAGUCCAGCGUGUUCAAGGAUGCAGAUAAGAGGAAGAUGGAGGAGGAUUUUAAUACAGCUCAGAAACGCAUCAAAAACAACCAAGUACAGGGCAACUACACCAACCAAGUACAGGGCAACUACACCAACCAAGUACAGGGCAACUACACCCUCUUAACCCAGGUUGUGGGAGGUGCUGGUGGUGCUGGUGUUGCUGGUGCUGGUGUAGCUGUUACUGGUGCUGGUGGUGAGACUCUGGGAGCAUCGGGGAAGAAGGUGGACAACACCACCAUCACAUCCAAAUCGUCCAGCUCCACCAUCACGUCCAGUUCUGCUCCUCCCAGCUCCUCGGUCUCACUCAACCUGCUGACCCUCACCCAGACCCUGAGGCGCAGGCUGGAGGCGGCCGAGGGGGGUCUGAGCACCCACCUGCACGUCCCGCUGAGGGACAACAGCGUCCAGGACUGCACCCAGAGGCUCCAGCUGCUGCAGGGUGUUCACCGUGACCUGGGCUCGAUCCGUGACGAGUACAUCCGCUUGAGGGAGCUGGUGCUGAAACAGCAGGCAACUGCCAGCCCGGAGCAGGCCAACUUCCUAAAGAUGGAGCUGGACCACAUCAACCAGAAGCUGGGCAGCCUGGAGAGCUUCUCCAGCUCCUACCUGGAGAGGCUAAAGGCUCUGCAGGCUUUCUUCCAGAGUCUCAGUCGUGCCGAGGACAUCAUCAAAGUUCACGAAGCUCGGCUGACGGAGAAGGAGACGAGCUCCCUGGACCCGUCCGAGCUUCAGGACUACGCCAUCACGCUCAAGAACAUGAAGGCCGACCUGGAUCAGAGGAAGGACGUCCUGAAGGCCAUGGAGGCGGAGCUUAAGAAGGCCAUCGAGUGGAACAGUCAGAUCGAUCAGAACUUCCACCAGUGUGACGUGGACCUGGACAAGUUCUCCGUGGAGGUCAAACAGAUGAGCCUCCGCUGGGAGCGCAUCCUCGGUCAGAUCAACUCCCGGAUGAACGAUCUGAGGAGCCAUGAGGACCAGCUCCGUCAGUACCAGCAGAGCAGCUCUCAGGUGGACCAGUGGAUCAACCAGACCAGCCAGCGCCUGAACAAACUGCAGAACCAGAAGCUGAGAACGGUGCAGGAGGUCACCGACCAUCUCAACCAGCACAAGACGCUACACACUGAGAUCAAGGGGAAAAAGGACAGAGUGGACGAGGUGCAGAAGGACGCCGGUACCUGCUCCAGCUCCAUAAAGGAUUAUGAGCUGCAGUUAGCAUCGUACAGCGCUGGACUGGAGACGCUCCUCAACAUCCCCAUCAAGAGAACCAUGCUGCAGUCUCCAGCCACUGUACUCAAUCAGGAGGUCUCAGAUCUCCAGACUCGCUACAUGGAACUGCUGACACGCUCCACAGAUUACAACAAGUUCCUCAGUGAGAUGAUGAAGAACAUGGAGGAGCUGAAGAUGCAGAACACGAGGAUUGAGCUUCUGGAGGAGGAACUGAGGCGCCUUAAAGACGAUCUACAGGACGGCUCUCAGAACAGCAAGUCAAAGGAGGACAUUUUGGCAUGUUACAAGCUGGAGCUCUCUCAGGCUAAAGAAAAGCUCAUCAUCAUAGAGAGCGAGAAGAGCGACGAGUCCAGGAGGUACCUUCUCACCAAGGAGAGCCUGGACGGCACCCAAAACAAGCUAAAGGACCUCAGCGACCAAGUGGCACGCCUCACAAUGCUCAUCGACGAGGAGAAACGUAAGCGGAGACUGGCCGAGGAGCGCUAUGGUGUCCAGCAGCAAGAGUACGAGGACGCCGUCCGCAAAAGACAGAAAGAGCUGGAUGAGCUCAACUGGUCCAGGAUCGACUUUGAGAAGACUAUCAAGGACAAGGAGCGAGAGAUCGAGCAGCUAAAAAGGCAGCUGCAGGACGAGGCCUCUCAGCGCCGAGCGGCGGAGUCGGAGACCUCUAAGGUAAGAAACCAGUUCAACCAGGAGAUGAAUUCUCUAAAACAAACGUUUCAGUCUGAGAUACAAAUCACCAAGACCACCGUGCUCAAGGCCAGCCAGGAGAAGGAAGCCGACACGGCUGAACUGAAGCUGCAGCUGAACAGGCUCUCAGAUGAGAAGAGGAACCUCGAAGAGGAACUCAAAAGACUUCGGCUGUCCUUCAGCCAAGUGGAACAAGAUAGGAAACGGGCUGAGCAGGAAGCACACCAGCAGAAGUCAUCUGGAACGGAGGAAUCCAGGAGAAGAAAGGAACUGGAGAUACAGUUUCAGACUAUCACGAGACAGAAGACUGAAAUUGAGACGAGGUACAGGGAUGAUGUCGCAAAGGCAAACAGCGGCGCGCAGGAGAAGAUUCGCCAGAUCUCCUUGCUGACGCAGAACCUAGAGGAGGAAGCACGGAAGAGGAAAGCUCUGGAGAUGGAGAACCAAAGACUACGCCAGACAGAGGCUGACUUGCAUGCCAAGCACAAUUCCUCCCUGGAGGUCAUCAACAAGUUGAAAUUCUCCGAGCAGGAGACCAACGUUGUCCGUAUCGAGAUUGAGAAGCAAAGGGUCACAGCAGACCAGAACGCUACCAGGCUCCAAGGUCGGAUUACUGAUCUCCAAGGUGUGAUGAGCAGGCUGGAGGCUGAGCUGGAGAAGGAGCGCAAAGCCAACCAAGAUGAGCUGACCAGAAGAAAGAGGAUCGAAUCUGAGCUGGAGAGGUUAAACAAUCUGUGCAGGGAGUACACCAGCACCAUCAACACGCUCCGCGUCCACAAGGAGGAAGAUAGUGCCACCGGCCGGAGGUACGAGCAGGACCUCCGGCGCCUUCAGGAGGAGCUGGAGAGGAGUCGGAGGGAGCACACGUCAACCUCCGAGAACUUCGCCAAACUCACAGCCGAACUGAAGGCGCUGCAGCAGCUGCUGACCCAGGAGCAGGCGCGGGUCCGGGAAGUCAACCUGCGCAACGAGAGUCUGUACAAGACCAUCGAGGAGAAGAGCCGAGCGCUGAACGAGGGCACCAGCGAGAUCGAGAAGCUCCAGAAGCUCACGCAGAACCUCACCAAGGAACGACUCAGGCUCGAGGAGGAGCUGAGGGCUUUACGCCAGGAGCGGGACGACCUGAAGAGCAGCAAGAGCAGCUACGACAGCGAAUACGCCGCCCAGCUCUCAGCCAUACAGCAGCAGCUACAGAGCGCCAAUAAACGAAGCCUUGAGCUUCAGGCCAACAUUAAUGAGCUGAAUAAAGAGAGAGAGAAGUAUAAGGCGGAAAUAAACAAAAUCCAAAAGCAAUAUUCGGAGUCAACUCUGAUCAUCCAAGAGUCUCAAACUCACUAUAAGGAGGUCCUUCACGAGAGGGACAACCUCCUAGCCAAGCUCAAGAUGCUGGAGAUGAACAAGGACAAGCAGCAGCGCUCUGAGGAGGAGCUGAACCGCAUCAAGCUGUCCCUGGAUUCGGAGCUGCGCCAGAAGCAGCGCCUCCAGGAGGAGAUCGACAAGCUCCGCAAGGACUUCACCUACUGGAAGAGCCAGUAUGAGUUGAAGGAGGGUCAGAUGAGACAGUGGCAGUCUACCCAGGACCAGGCCGACAGGGAUCGCGGGUCGCUGCAGAACGAAAUCGCCAGGCUGGCCGCCGAGCUGAGGAGCGCGGAGGAACGCUACCGGAUCCGCCUGCAGAACUCCGAGACGGAAAUGGUGGAACUGAACCGCAGGAAGGAAACUCUGGAGAGAGAGCUGAAGAAGCUGCAGCUACGUCCCAGCGCCACGGUUAAACAGACCCAGACCGAUCAGGAGGUGGUCGCAGUCGAUUCGUCUCAGUUUUCCGUCCAGGGCAUCCGGAAUAAGGUUUCACUUGAUGAGCUUCUUCAGUGCAACAUGAUUAAUCAGACCGAUGUGGACAAGGUCAAACAAGGUCAACUCUCCGUUAAAGAUAUCGAGACUAGACUCAAGCGGUAUUUAACCGGAUCCAACUGCAUUGCUGGUGUUUAUGAUGAGGCCCAUGAUAGAGUCCUGCCGUUCUACCAGGCCAUGAAAGAAGGUCUUCUCCGUCCGGGAACCACUCUGGAACUGCUUGAAGCCCAGGCUGCCUCUGGGUUCAUGAUCGAUCCAGUGAAUAACAACUACAUGACAGUGGAGGAUGCAUGGAAGAGAACCCUGGUGGGUAAAGAAUUUAAAGACAAGCUCCUGUCGGCCGAGAGAGCCGUGACUGGAUAUCGUGAUCCCGGUACCGGCAAGCUCAUCUCUCUCUUCCAAGCUAUUGAGAAAGAGCUGAUUGAAAAGGGUCACGGGAUUAGACUUCUGGAGGCUCAGAUAGCCAGUGGUGGCAUCAUCGAUCCUAAGGAGAGCCAUCGCAUCGACGUGGAAAUGGCCUACAAGAAAGGAUACUUCAACCGUGAUAUGAAUGAUAUUCUGACCUACGAAGGGGACGAUACCAAGGGCUUUUUCGAUCCCAACACUCACGAGAACCUGACCUACCUGGAGCUGCAGAAGAGAUGUAUCAAAGAUCCCAAUACAGGUCUCACCCUCCUGCCUAUAAAAGAUAAAACCCAGUCAUCACAGCAAUCCACCCAGAAGAACACCCUCCGCAAGAGAAGAGUCGUGAUCGUUGACCCGGACACGGGCAAAGAGAUGUCCGUCCGUGAGGCGUACCACAGAGAGCUGAUCGACUACGACACCUUCCUCAAUCUUUCUGAACAAGAGUGUGAGUGGGAGGAGAUCACCAUCACCGAUCCCAGCGGCAAGACUCGACUAGUCAUCGUUGACCGUAAAACCGGCACCCAGUUUGAUGUCCAGGCCUCUCUGGACAAGGGAGUCAUUUCUAAAAGCGCUUUAGACCAGUACCGCGCAGGAACCCUGAGCCUUACCCAGUUUGCUAAUCUCAUCACGAGUAAGGCCGACAGCUCCGAGCUUUCCAUUUGCACCAGCGUCGCAGACGACGUCACCUCCUGCAGUAGCCCCACAGACGUCACGCCAUCCUCUCCGACGGUCCGUAAGCGAUUCGCCAGUGUCUCCAUCACGCUCUCCCCUCCUGCUGACAUCCUGGAUGACCAGAGUCCAGUCGCAGCCAUCUUUGACACGGAAACCUUGGAGAAGAUCACAAUAACCGAAGCUCAGCGGCGCGGCAUCGUGGACACCAUCACUGCUCAGCGCCUCCUGGAGGCCCAGGUCUGCACUGGUGGCGUCAUUAACCCUGCCACUGGCAAGAGGCUCUCUCUGCAAGACGCCAUACAUCAGAGCGUCAUCGAAGAGGACAUGGCCACCAAACUGAAGCCGGCUCAGAAAGCCUUCGCUGGGUUCGAGGACAUCAAGACCAGGAGGAAACUUUCGGCCGCGGAGGCCAUAAAAGAGAAGUGGCUGCCGUACGAGGCUGGGCAGAGGUUCCUGGAGUUCCAGUACCUGACGGGAGGACUGAUGGAACCCGGGAGUGGCAAGCGAGUCACUAUCGAGGAAGCAAUUCGAAGAGGAUGGCUGGAUGGCAAAGGGGCCCAGAAGCUGCAGGACACCAGGAACUACAUCAAGAGCCUCACCUGCCCCAAGACCAAGCUGAAGAUCUCGUAUAAGGAGGCCAUGGAUAACUGCAUGGUGGAGGAGAACAAUGGAAUGAAGAUGCUCCAGGCCACUUCUAUGUCCACCAAGGGUAUCAGCAGCCCCUACAACGUGUCUUCGGGACCCAAUUCCCGCACCGGAUCUAGAGCUGGAUCCAGGAGUGGAUCCCGCCGAGGCAGCGUGGAUUAUUCCUCCACGGCCACCUACAGCUACACCAGCAGCAGCUUCAGUCCAUACUAAACACCUUCAUCUAUAAAGGCUCAUAAUCAUUCAUUUAUUCACUCGUUUAUUCAUUUUUACUUCGUUUCAUAUUCAGUCCGGUGUUCGGGGAUAUUAUCUGAAAUCAUAUUAAUCAUCAUUUAUUUCACUAAUCAAUAGUUUGGGGAGCUUGUGUUGAUUAUCAGCUUUAGUUGGAGUUUUAUUUGCACGGUUUAGGUUCAGAUCGGUUCUGACGCUCUGCUUUAUUAAUCAGUCUGUAUUGAAAUAUCUUUUAUAGUCGUUUGAAAUGUUGUAUACUUUUUUUAAAGAUGUUAAAAUCUAAGAAAGGAAUUUUCUCUAUAGAUAAAGAGAGUAAAUAAUUAAAGGAGGGAAUAUUUUAUAUGUACCAGAUAUGUUUUGAAAAAUGAUAGAAACCAGUCGGCACCAACAAAAGAAUAUUAAUAAAGUUUCUCCACUUCA